AUGAAUAAAUUUACUUUAAAAUUUGAUGAUAAAAUAUUAGAAGAAUAAUAUUAAAAAGUUAAACUGUCUAAAAUUAGAAAACCCAUUUAUUUGGGAUUGUUAUUACUAUGUUUUUGUAUGAUGAGUUCAAAUGCCAUAUUAAGCUUGUUUACAUCAUAAUAACAGACUUUAAAAACAUAUAUAAAUUAUUCUUACCUAAUAUUUAUGGUCUUUUAAGCUAUUAUAGUAUACAAAAGACCUCAUUUAAUUAAAUACUUAUUGGCAAUUUCAAAUAUUGCCACAGGAUUAUUGCAAUUUAAUUUUAAUGAAUCAACCCCAGCCUAAAUCUACUAUGAUUAAAGUUCUUCAUUUACUUAGUUAUAAGCAGUUGCAUAUUUCAUAUCUGAUUUCAAAGAUGGAGUGAUACAAGUUGUAGCCUUGCUCUUUAUGAGAUUUAUGAUUACCUCAAUUAAAAUAGAAAAUGUGGAUUUGCAGACUGUGUUAAUAGGAAUUGCAUCAACAUCAUUUAUUUUAGUUACCUUAUAUGUAAAUGAUUAAAAUUCAAGAAAAGAAUUUUUAGGAAGUAUUUCAGAAGAUUUAUGGGAUCAUUCUUUAUCCAUCCUUAUUAAAAAACCUCAUUUUAGGGUGUAAUACAAUAAGGAAUAUAUGAAAAUAGAUUUAAUAUCAUCAAACUAAUUAUGUGAUUUCCCAGGUUAUGAUGAAAAUUUAUGUGAAGGAUGUAAUAGUAGAUAAUUAUUACAUUUAUAUUAAUACAACAAAUAUAAUUUAUCUGAUUUUAUUCUAGAAUAAGCUUAGACAAUUUAAAAUUAAAUAAAAGUUUAAUAUAAACAUCAUUCAUUUCAAUUAAGAAUAGUAUGUGUUGGAAUAAAGAAUUUAAAUAUAGUAGUAAUUUAUGAAAAAACUACAAGUAAUGUAAAUGAAUAAAUAGUUCCAAUAAAAUUAAGAAAUUUAAUUUUUCAAUAUAUUUAAUCAUAAUCAUAAAAAACAAUUUAUUAAAGGUUAUUUAAUUAAGGUUUAUUAUCAAUUUUAUUAAUUAAUAAAAUGAAAUUAAAAGAAGUGGAAAUUACAAAAAUGUUCAAGAAAUUAAAUAAAUAAUUUAAAUAUACAAUGAAACCCAUUAAAAUACUUCCAAAGAAUAUAAAUUUUAAAUUUUAUACUUAUUCUUCAUAAUUGAAAAUACUUUUAGUUUAAAUAUUUUAAAUCUUUGAUUAAAUCUCAAAAAAAAGAAUAUCUAUAUUAUUUUAAGAUUUAGAAGAUUGUAUUUUAAUGUAAAUUAAAUUUAAAUAAAGUUAAGAAAGAAAUCUGAACCUCUUAUUUCUUAGCUUUUAUAGCAAGAAUAUAUUUAUAUAAUAAAUCAAAUCACUCUUGUUAUUUAAUGAAUUAAAUUUAGAUUUGCAAAUACAAUUCAAAAAACACAUUCCAUACUAAUUAAUAUAUUGA
Molecule: messenger RNA, 1440 nt
Organism: Paramecium pentaurelia
Lineage: Eukaryota; Ciliophora; Oligohymenophorea; Peniculida; Parameciidae
Source: the annotation of a GenBank genome assembly